Geodia barretti is the source of this 3345-nucleotide messenger RNA. NCBI's taxonomy places the organism in Eukaryota, Metazoa, Porifera, Demospongiae, Tetractinellida, Geodiidae. The record is from the annotation of a GenBank genome assembly.
GCUGGGUGCGGUUUCAGCCAGGAGCAGUGUUUACAAAAGCAUGCUCUCCCUCUCCUCUCCGGGCAGGGCGAUGGCGGGGAGUGGAGUGUACGCACGACACGGCUUCGUCCGGUGGUCCGCCAUCGCCUCCAUAAUCUCCAUCUUCUUCUUCUCCACGCUGCUCUACGGCCUUCCACUCGCCGUCUCGUUGUCGCUCCUCGCCUCCUGCGCCUACUGCUCUGUUACAUACCUCAGUUUCACACUGGACGGACGCGACGGACGAAUAAGUCUGGAACGAGGCUACGACAAACUCUUUACAGCUGUGUACGGAGCGAGCAGUGUUUGCUCGCAACGGGCGCUUCGGAAAGAAGAGAAAGGAGACGGCGAUGAAGAAAUGGAGAGCGCCCGGGCUCAACCGUCUCUGAGCUGCCACAAAGAGGCGCAGAAGAUGAUACGACUCAUAAUGCGAGACUUCGUUAUCGAGUGGUACAAAAACGUAACGACGGAGGACGAAUUUCCCGGAGACUGUCAUAAGAUACUCGAGCACAUAGCGUUGGAGAUAAACGUACGCGUGCAGCAGAUAGACCUGGACGAAGUAGUGCGUGAGCUCCUAUCGGCCGUUCUGCCUUAUCUUGAGGCACUGAACCAGGCAGGGAGGGUAGAGUACAACGGGGUCGAGAUUUUUGACGUCGGUCACGAGCGAUGCCUGCGACAUUUCGAGGAAACCCCAUCGGUAGCCCAUCGGGCCCUGCGAUCGCCGGAGAGUGAGACACGCUACCAUCGACAGCUCCUUGAUUCUGUGCUGCAGUGUGCCCUCCCAGAAGAGUACCGAAGCUGCGACGUCACUUGUCUUCUUCUGAGAGAGAUUCUCCUGCGGAAUGUUCUGGAACCGGUUCUCUCUCUAGUCUGCGACCCUGAUUUCCUGAACAAGGUGAUACCAGUCAUCCUGAAGAAGGCAGAUCCGGCUGAGGUACAAACUGUCUUGAACCACAUCAGGGAGGAGAACAGGGAACUUGAGUGUGCCCAAAUGAAGGGGCGACUGAUGCAGGCACACAGACGUCCAACGCAGCGGUUCCAUUCCAUGUCAGAGCACUACCCGCUGUCUACGAAACCGAUUCCCGUUCCCCUGAGUCGGAUCUAUGCAGAGUCGUUUGUCGUGCAGGAAGGUGGGGCUAGAGUGGAAGAGGGGGAGGAGGAGAGGGGGGAGGAAGACGACGUCGACGCAGGUCACGAGGUAGUGAGGGGGGAGGAGGGGGAGAGGGGGGAAGAAGGUGAGAGUUCAAUUGAAAUUCCAAUGUGUGAGGAAGAGGGGAUCGACGGGGAAGCCAUUUUCUCUUCCUCUCCAACAUCGUCUCUCGGCUCAUCCGACGAUACUCCGACCCUCCCGAGAAAAGGCUCGUUUCUGGGACUGUCCUCUAUGGUCCGAAGGAAGUUGUCACGGCGACAGACCCUCCCAAACACGUCUCCACGGCAAUGGCCACAGACUCUGCCCACCUCGUCGCCGAGGCCGCUGUCGUCGCUGGGAGGGGGUGUGGCCAGUUUGUCGUCGGUGGAGAGUGACCCAGAUCUGGUGUGUGUGGAGUUGCCUCCUGUCUUUGCCACUCGCUACAUCCAUGUCCGUCACAGCAGCACCACUUACAUUGGCUACGUUUUCAAGUUCCCAAAGACGAUGUUGUCGCCGGGAGACCUCCAGGAGCUGGGCGUGAUCAACGAGGACACGCACCUCGAGUCGGUCAAGAGGUAUAGCGACUUCACUCGCCUCCACCAGCAGCUGCAGAAGAUCCCCGAGCUCCUCCGACACGCUCAAGGUUUGGAUCUCCCUGAAAAGCAUGGUUUUGCCAACGUGGUCUCGAGACUCCCGUUCACCAGUAGAGAUCUGGACCCAACAGCUCUUCUAGAGAGAAAACAAGGACUCGAGAAAUACAUCCAGUUAAUGAGCUCCAGACAAGAAAUUCUGGAUAGCCGCAUUUUCCAAGAUUUCCUGAAGUCUGGAAUUCUUCUCCUGAGAGAGAUCAACUCUCUUCACCUGUACAAGUCCCGACACAAGAGGACGCUACUUGGCGGGAUCAUGAAAGGCCAAUCAGACGACUCCGAGCCCCUCCCCAAACGACCAAUGGAGAGUGUUUUGAGUGCCUUCCUCAACACCACUCUACCUCUCCCCUGUCGAAGACUGAACACGCUCGUCACGCAAAACCGGGCUCCCCAAACCGGUCAGGCGAGUUCGCCAGUCAUCACUCACCGGAAGAGGAGGGAGAGGUUAGUAAAGGCGUCCACACUGGACGAUAGUUCGACACGAGGGCUCGGGAGUGAGGAUGGAGAGGAGGUGAAACGAAGAACUUCGUCUCUGACAGAUUCUGAGAGGGUUUUAGAGAAAAGGGCAGGUGGUAGUGUUGGAAUUGACAACGAAAACGAUGACAGCUGCGUUGAACAACCAGACUCAGGGAAGUGUGUCGGCAAUUGCCAUGGAAAUGGCGUUACCGUGGACACGGUCACUAUUAAUACACAGCUGAAAUCGCAAGCUGCUGACACUGAAUCGUUCCUGGCAAAAACAAGACGCCAUCUGGUUCAUUUCGUUUCGUCGGUCGUGUUUGUAUCUCGCACGAUCGUGACCGUCGUUUGCCAGUGCUCUAUACCGUUCACCCAACACACGCUCACCUCUCUCACUCGCUCACAACAACAGACGAAUCCGUUGAGCGACGUUCUACUUGCCCUCGGGACGGAAGCUUCUAGAAGACAUUGUCCCGAGCUCUGGGCCACCGACAAAUCAACACAGACAGCUCUCCUCACGCUGGUGGGCGGGGCCAUCGAUCGGUUUCUAUCGGAGGAGCUUCAGAGUGUGGUGAAGAAGGAGGAGAAUUGGAUGAGGAUGUUGUACAGGCUGAGACACGUUCUGUGGGUGGAGGGCUGCAAUGACCUGGACCGCAGCCCGAGAGAGACGCUGACAGAGGGAGAGAGGGAGGAGAGGAAGAAGGAGGCUAUUGCGGCUUUCAAAAAGUUUCUCCCGAAUUUUCUGCCCUAUGUGGUUGGGUCGGAGGACUACAGCCAUGCAGUGACACAUUGUCUGGAAUGCCUGAAAAAUCCUCAUAUCAACAGACACUUCUUUCUGAGGGUAUUUGACAUCCUACUACCCAAACUGAUUCCCGAGCUCCAUAGCGAUGAGUUCCAAAAGCGGUUGGCACGGCUACGAACCCUGACCUCCACCCACCACCAGCACACGCACAAGCUGCCACAUUCGUCCAGACCUCUCACUUCGUACCCCAAAAAACAUUGAGCAAAACACACUUUGUUUGUUGAUUUCGUUGUUAUGUCAGUAUGUGUCGUUAUAAAAACACAGGAAAUUUAAUUUUGGUAUUGAAAUUGAAACCU